Molecule: messenger RNA, 261 nt
Organism: Meloidogyne enterolobii
Lineage: Eukaryota; Metazoa; Nematoda; Chromadorea; Rhabditida; Meloidogynidae
Source: the annotation of a GenBank genome assembly
UGGAGAGAGGAAACUGUGCAUCUUGCAAGUGUAAAAUAUAUAAUAAUGAAGGAUCGAGUGGAGGUGAAAGAGGCUAUGGGAGAGGAAGACGGACAUGUGAAUCAAAUCGCGAAAGGAAAGGUAACUGGCAUUCGUACACAAAAGGAAGCCCGUAGAGAGGGAAGAGGAGGAAAAGAAUGUGGAAAAGCGAAUGUAGAAAAAGACACUGUUGGGGCCAUGAGAAAUUGAAACAGCAAGUGUUGAAGUUGGAGUCAUGUUAGA